Messenger RNA from Aspergillus welwitschiae, 1482 nucleotides. Its product is annotated as putative MFS transporter. Gene Ontology annotation, biological process: transmembrane transport. Bases 1 to 1482 code for a protein of 493 amino acids. Lineage: Eukaryota; Fungi; Ascomycota; Eurotiomycetes; Eurotiales; Aspergillaceae. The record is from RefSeq and is a predicted model, not a curated record. The transcript is spliced from 7 exons. Gene Ontology annotation, molecular function: transmembrane transporter activity.
AUGUCUGGGGCCAUGGAGAUGCACCCGGCUCAGACGCCUGCAAAGGAAGAUGUCGACUUUGUAGAGAGCACAGAAGCAGGCAUCCCAUCGACAUAUGCAGACAUCGUGUCUUCUCACCUUUCCAAGGCACACCGUGACUAUUUGAUGGAACGUCAUGGAACGCUGGAACUCGAUCCUAUCCCCAGCAUGGAUCCUGCGGAUCCUUACAAUUGGCCGUCGUGGAAGAAAAUUGCAAAUCUUCUCCUAGUAGCGUUUCAUGCGUGCAUGGGCACUUUUGCGGCUGCAGGCAUCAUCCCGGCUUAUCAAACAAUUGCGAGUGAUUUCGGUGUUUCGGUGAACGACGCGAGUUAUUUGACCUCCAUCCAAAUUGCAGUCCUGGGUGUAGCACCGAUUUUCUGGAAACCGUUAUCCAACCGCUGGGGACGUCGCCCUAUUUUCCUCCUUUCCUUAAUCUGCAGUCUCGUCUGUAACGUAGGAUGUGCGGAAAGCACUAGUUAUGCGUCCACGGCCGUUUGUCGGGCUUUGCAAGCUUUUUUCAUUUCCCCUGCCUCAGCGAUCGGAAGUGCGGUGGUAAUGGAGACGACAUUCAAGAAGGACCGAGCACGGUACAUGGGUAUAUGGACGCUAUUGAUUACGCUGGGAAUCCCCAGCGGACCCUUCAUCUUUGGCUUCGUUACGUAUCGGUUGGGCUACCAAUGGAUUUACUGGAUCCUGGCAAUCAUCAACGGUGUGCAGUUCAUCUUGUAUCUCUUUUUGGGUCCAGAGACCCGGUAUAUUGGAGGCGACCAUAACCCCGAACAGCCCGCUUGGGAGUUCUUCAGACCCCUGGGCAUGGUCACACAUCCUUGUGUUGCCAUCCCCACUGCCGCAUACGCCAUGGUGUUCUGUUUGGGCAACGUAAUGACCACUGUGGAAAUACCCAGUUUGCUGCAGACUAAAUUCGAUUUGAAUGCCGAGCAGCUCGGACUUCAGUUCCUGGGUCCUAUCAUCGGAUCUCUUUUGGGUGAGCAGCUUGGUGGUGUGUUGUCGGAUCGCUGGAUGAAUUUACGUGCAAAGAAAAUCCACCGCAAGCCGGAACCCGAAUACCGCCUGUGGCUCAGUUACAUCGGAUUUGUUCUGUGCAUUGUGGGCUUGAUUGUAUUCCUUGUCUGCACCCAAGAGUCGACGGAGGGUCACUGGAACGUAAGGCCGGUGGUCGGCAUCGCCAUCUGCGCUGGUGGCAAUCAAAUCGUAACCACUGUUCUUGUCACGUAUGCAGUGGACUGUUACCACAAGGAAGCAGGUAGCGUCGGAGUAUACAUCACGUUUGUCCGCCAAAUUUGGGGAUUCCUCGGACCGUUCUGGUUCCCAUCCAUGUUCUCGAGUGUUGGUAUAGCACCGAGUGCUGGCAUUUGUGCGGCGCUCGUUGCGGCCGUCAGUAUCAUUCCGACUAUGAUCGUACACUGGCAAGGACGGAGCUGGCGUCCGCCCAUUGAAGAAUAA